ACAUGAAAGCUCCAUGCUUUAGCAUCGACGCUACAAUCCCCUCCCAAAAACCUCCAUUCCCAUAACUCACAUCUCUCUCUCUCUCUCUCUCUCUCUAAUUAGAUAAUCCAAAGGAUUAGGGUUAAUAAUCUGGGAUUUAUGGAUAAUCAAAGCAAUGCUCUUCUUAGCUGGGCUUACUACUCUCAUGGAAAGACGACGGAGGAACUAAGACAGACUCUUCUGUACACUACACUGGAGCUAGAACAAACAAAAAUGGUGGCUCAUGAGGAAUUGAGGAAGAGAGAUGAACAAUUGACUCACCUCAAAGAUAUUCUAACCAAAACCAUAAAGGAAAGAGACGAAGCACUCGAGAAAUGCCAACGCCUCAUCUAUGACAACCUCCUACUCCAGCAGCAGCAGCAGCAGCAACAGCAGAAGCAUAUCCCUCCGCCAUUGUCGGGAGCUUCAAGCAUUGAAGACGAGCAACUUCAGCCACCGCCGCAGCCACAGCCGCAACAGCUCGGGUCUGACAAGAGUUUCUCAUCAUCGGAUUGCGAAGAUAGCAUCGUUUCACCAACUGUGAUUGAUCCGGUGACCAACCCAUCUUCUGCCGGAACCGAGAUCAUACCCUCGUUACUGCCAGAGAAGCCAUUGCCCGAAAAGGGCAAGCUUUUGCAAGCUGUUCUCAAAGCAGGUCCUCUGCUUCAGACACUCCUCUUAGCCGGUCCUUUGCCUCAGUGGCGCCACCCGCCACCGCCUCUCGAAACCUUCGAGAUCCCUCCGGUGACCGUUCCACCGGCUACUUCGCAGUUUCAAGGUCCAAUUGUCAACAACGGCUGUGGCAAAUUCAACAGGAAAAGGGUAUUCUCUGACGGGUCGUAUUCUCCCGCAGAGACGAAGUGUCAGAAAGUUCUUCUUCAUUGACCAGGAAUUCGACAACAAUGGCUGCUGAAAAACCCUAGCAACUGAUCUUUAUCCUUACUCAUGUAGUGCUAAUAGUCUCUAAUAUACACCAUAUAUAAUACCAAUCACCUUUCAGUAAUGGUCUCAAUUAGGGUUUUCCAGCGAGAGUGGUGAUCAUUUUAGUCAAGUCUGUACAUAGGGUCUCAACUGUGGUGAAGAAAGAUUCUCAGGCCAGAGAAUUAGGGUUUUAGAUUUAGAGCGAUGGGGAAGAAAGAGGAACUGAACCUCCCCUGGUUUAACUCAAACUGAAAAACAUGAGUUACUACUAAGUGAGAGUUUGCUGCCUUUUUUUUUUUUUUGUUAAAUCUCUCUAAAUCCAAUUUCACAUUCAUGAUUUGGAUGCAUGAUGUGAAGUGGCAAUGGUUUUUUUCUUGUUUUUUUUUUGUGUGUGUGUGUUGUUCUUCAUUUUUCUCCAAACAUCAUUUGGGUUUAUGAGUUUACAUGUAAUGUGAUGUAUUGUGUUAUGUUAUAUAGUCCGUUGUAAUGUAUAGUUUUGUUGGGAGUUUGCA
Molecule: messenger RNA, 1451 nt
Organism: Tarenaya hassleriana
Lineage: Eukaryota; Viridiplantae; Streptophyta; Magnoliopsida; Brassicales; Cleomaceae
Exons: 3
Coding region: 139-903 (254 amino acids)
Source: RefSeq, a predicted model, not a curated record